This is a messenger RNA of Rhopilema esculentum, 5664 nucleotides long. NCBI's taxonomy places the organism in Eukaryota, Metazoa, Cnidaria, Scyphozoa, Rhizostomeae, Rhizostomatidae. The record is from RefSeq and is a predicted model, not a curated record.
AUGCCCCUUGGAGGUGGUUAUGAAGGAGGAAAAACCUGCCGAGAAAGACCAACCACUGGAGACGUUUCUAAUCAUUGUACAAACUCACAACUUGUCUCAACAACGGCACUCUGUGUUAAUACAGAGAAGACAGGAGCAGUAUGCCAUUGCAUUAGUGGUUUUGCUGGCAGUUCUUGUCAGCAUGAUCGUAGAGGCUGUGCCUCACUUCCAUGUCAAAAUGGUGGCGUAUGCAACGAAACAAGCAAUUCAACCAUUUUAUGUCGCUGUCGCACAGCUUACUCUGGGAAAUUCUGUGAGACUAGAAUUCGUCACUGCUCAUCAAAUCCGUGUAGAAAUAACGGAAGCUGCAUAGAAGAUAAUGGAGGAUUCAAAUGUUAUUGUGGCCUGAAUUACACAGGGGCCACCUGUAAUGUAAAUCUGAGGAUGUGUGAUUCGUCUCCCUGUCUUAAUAAUGGGAGUUGCUUGUUUGUCAAUGGAGUUUGUGACAAUCAGUGUAUCAGACGUAACUGCGUUAAUCAGAGCAAUUGCUUUCAGAAUGGUAGCAAUAUUUUAUGCAACUGCCACGGAACUGGUUACUAUGGUAAGCGAUGUGAUUUGGAUGUAAAUGAAUGCCUUUUAUCGCCGUGUCAGCAUGGAGGUAAAUGUCAUAAUUCUCCAGGUGCCUUUUUGUGUGAUUGCAGUAAGACAGGAUACAAAGGAAAUCGCUGCCAGAGUGAUAUUAAUGAAUGCACUAAUGGCCCUUGUAGCAAUGGUGGUGUUUGUGUGAAUUCUGCUGGGUCUUACUACUGCAAUUGCUCUGGUACCGGUUACCAUGGAAAUAGCUGUACAGUUGAUGUCGAUGAAUGCAAGCAAAGGCCUUGUUUUCAUAAUUCAAGUUGUCUAAACACAAAAGGAUCCUUCGUUUGUAAGUGCAAUAAUACCGGUUUUACGGGAAGGUUGUGUGAACAAAAUAUAAACGAAUGUACUGGUGUUCCUUGCAAAAAUAAUGGAACUUGCAAAGAUUCUUUUGGAUCAUUUUCCUGUGACUGUAAUGAUACUGGGCAUUCUGGUAGACUUUGUGAAAAUAACGUGAAUGAAUGCAUUUCAAGUCCAUGCAAAAAUAAUGGAAAAUGUAUUGACACAGUUGGGUCUUUUCUCUGCAAUUGUAAUGGUACAGGCUUUUCGGGAAAUCUCUGUGACAAGAGAAUCUUGUAUUGUCGUGAGAAACCUUGUAAAAACAAUGGCACUUGCGUUAACAUGAAAGACGCAUUUUUCUGUAAUUGCAACAAUACUGGCUACAUUGGACAGACAUGUGAACUGGACUUUGAUGAGUGCAUAAGUCGACCUUGUUUGAAUAACGGAACAUGCCGCAAUAGUCCAGGAUCCUUCACUUGUGAUUGUUUGGGUACUGGCUACAUUGGUCAGUUCUGUGAGAACGACGUCAACGAGUGUCUGGGAAACAUUUGUAAAAACAACGCCACAUGUACGAAUACUGAAGGUGGCUACGUGUGUAACUGCAGAAAAGGCUUUAAUGGGAAACAAUGCAGUGAUGAUGUAGAUGAAUGCUUGCUUGUGCCUUGUCUUCACGGUGGAAAGUGUCGUAAUACUGUUGGCUCUUACUCCUGCGAUUGCAGUGGAACAGGCUACAGAGGUGUUAAUUGCGGAAUAGACAUCGAUGAAUGCCAAGCGAGGAUUUGUAGAAAUAACGGCAGAUGUAAGAACCUUCAAGGUUCUUUUCAAUGCGACUGCUCAAACACAGGUUAUAAUGGAACGUCAUGUGAGAAUGAUAUUAAUGAGUGCAGUUUAUUACCUGCCGUGUGCCAGCAUAGUUCAACUUGUAUCAAUAGUAUUGGUAACUUUUCUUGUAUUUGUGGUAGCACGGGCUAUCAUGGCAGAUAUUGCCAGGCAGAUAUCGAUGAAUGUGUGAAUAACAGGACUUUAUGUCGACCGGGUAUAUGCACAAAUACCCCUGGUUCAUUUGUUUGUAAUUGUAGCAACACUGGAUUUUAUGGUCGUUAUUGUGAGAAUGCCAUUCGAAAUUGUGAAAACAAACCUUGUAAAAACAAUGCAACAUGUAUCACAACAUUGAAUGGGUUCAAAUGCAAAUGUCCAGGAGGGUUCAUGGGAAGUCAGUGUCAAACCGAGAUAGAUGAGUGCGUACUAGAGAGGCCAUGUAAACAUGGUGGCUUAUGCAGCAACACUUACGGAUCGUAUGUUUGUGACUGUAAAAGUACAGGAUAUAGUGGAAGAAACUGCACGGUUGAUAUCAAUGAAUGUCUUAAUUUAAAAUGCCAGAAUAAUGCUUCAUGUCUGAACACCUUAGGCAGUUACAAAUGCACUUGCAUGCGUGGAUACACUGGCAUGCAAUGUGAAACCAAAAUGAGCAGCUGUUCAAGUGAACCAUGCUUCAACAAGGGCAACUGUCUUGAGCAACGUGCAGGUGGAUUCAUAUGCGAUUGCAAAGGGACUGGCUACAUGGGCCCUGACUGCAGUUCUGACAUUGACGAGUGUCUCAACGCAUCACAUUUGUGCAGCAAUAAUGCAGUUUGCGUGAAUUAUGCUGGUGGGUACAAUUGUACCUGCCGUAACGGAUACAGAGGUAGAUUUUGCAAUGAGACGACUGGCCCUUCUGUUGCCGGAAAAUCAGAAAAUUACGUCAUUGAGAUCUCGGUGUCUAUUGCAGCUGUCGUCUUUUUUGCUGUCAUUAUUAUUAUAGCUGCUGUCUUCUUGAGAAAUAAUAGUGGCAAGGUAAAAGGGACUUAUAAUCCCAAUGUCCUUGAAAUGCAGUUUGCUGCACCCUAUGAUUACUUGGAACAAGAUCCAGAGGAAAAGCUUAUUUGAGCUCUGCUUCAUUCGACAAAAAUGGGAAUUCUGGCGUUCCUAGAUAGGAGAAUUCAUUUCCAGGGGCUCCGUCUUUUAAGAAGAGCACAUUUCGACAUUUUGGUCAAUCGAUUUCUCACUGGCUGUCUUAAAUAUCAAAUUGAUGACGCAGGCCUUAAAUACGCUGGAUAUCUUGUUAUCUUCAAGCCUCCUCCAUAAUAGGGCCUAUAGAAACACGUAUUUCAUUUGCAGACAGAUAUGGAAACAUCUUAUUACAAUUCAUGUGUACUCUCGAGUACGGAAUAAGUGGGCCAAGACGCCUUUUGCAUUUUGAGGAUAAGUCCACCAGAAUAUUGUUGUUCCAGCCACGGUAAAGUUCGAAACCAUUCUCUGAAGGAUCUUCGAAACCGUUCCUUUUUAUUCUUAAUGUGUACUUAAGUUCUAAUUACGACUGUUUUUUACUUAACGACAUUCAUGCAAAACUACUGGUCAUAAGGGGGAACACCACAAGUUUUUAAAAUCCCAGCCAGCCCUAUUAUUGCUUUCCAACCGAACCCUUUCCUAAAGGUAACCGAACCCGUUCAUUUUACACCAAGAAAUCUCAGAGCGGUUUCCUAUUCGGAAAUUUGCCUGUGAAGAAGUGCUGGCACAGAAAUGUUAGCGAGAUGUACAUGAUCAAAAAAUAAUAAUAAAGGCAUAUUUAUCGCGCCAUAUUUCCCCAGGGCUUAUAGGCGCUUAACAAUAUAAAAUUUACAUAAAAAUGAUUAACAUAAAAAUUUAGACUAAAGAGUAUAAUUUACAUUGGUUGAUAAAAUAUUCAUGAUCCUAUGCGCUUAACAAAUAACAAUUAUUGACAUUAAUAUAAAUUAACCUACAGAAUAUAAUUUAUAUUUGAAGUUGCUUAACUAUAUUUGUGUGGCAGGCAUGAAUGAGGUCGAGCCUCUCCGAUCUUGGUUUUUUUUAUACAAUGUUAUAGAAUAAAUGUGAUUGUAUGGUGGUGAAACAAUACUUUGCUUCAUAAAGCGAAACUAUCAACGCAAUUUGAAAAAUAAUCCUGAGGUCUCGAUGGUUUUAGAUUAUUUGCAACAGAUGAUGCAACAAUUUUUCUCAAUAAAGAUCUCUUUAUAUCAGAACCGAACUACUAAAACAUCAUCAAAUUAGCUUACUGCCAACAUGAACUUAAAUUAGCUUAAGAAUACAGUCACCGAUUGCCACUUUUCUGAUUGAGGGUGACAUGCAAUUUUUCAAUUCGAUAUUGAAAUUUUGUUGAUAUAAAGGAAAACUUCUACCAGAGUUAUUUCGAUGACUGAAACCUUCCUUCGGUUAUGGUGGCAGUCUUUGCAUAAGUAUUAAUAUAUUUUGUAUUAUAAAGUUUUUCCCUUUUUAGAUUGCAUUUUGCAUUGAAAUGAGACUCUGCUCUACAAUUCGACCGCCGUAAUUUCAUUUUUUAUCACAAACCGACCGUUUUCAUGCAAGUCCUUUCUACAGAAAGGGAAUGUGAUACGACGUUUAUCUUCGUAUUCAUUUUGUAACAUAGUUAAGUUAUGAUAAGGAACUUGUAAAUUUGUGUAAAUUUGUGAUAUUAUGAUUUAAAUGGAAGAUAAAAUUUCUAAUCCAAAAUUUUUGGAUUGAAAGAAUAUCGAGAUACUGUAAAUGCCCGAUUAAGUGCCUAGUACUGGAACAAGCUACCAAUUUGAAUAAGCGCCCGUCCUAACUGCUUGAAAUUAAAAGAGAACCCAGAGCGCUUAGUUGGCUAUUUACGGUAACUAUUUUUGUACAGUGAUGAUUUAAAUUUUUAUAAGAUGCUUAUAUUUAUUUAGAUGUAAAAUAAUUACCAUCAACUUAGAAAUAUUGAAUUCCUUGAGAAUUUGCUAUUUUUUAAUUUUUAUGAAAAGAGACAACAAAAAAGUUGCAGUUUCAAUUUUUCAGUUUCUCUGCCUUUCAAAAGCAUCACGUCUACGUAUAUUUGUUAUUGAAUGGCAUAUUGCCUAUUUCAUUGUGUUGAAUUUUACCAUUGUCGUUUACUUAUUUGAUGAUGCACCUCUUGGAUGGUUAUGCAUACUUUGGACUAGCCUGUGUCCAAGACCCCUAACCAGGGGCGUCGUGGCUGGGGGGCAGGGGGACGUGGCCCCCUUUGCUCUCAAAAUUUAAUGGAUUUUCGGAAAAAUCAUUGUUUUGUCGGAAAAUUCUCAAACUUGGGCUGUGGAUAAUUCUCAAACUCUUAGCAAUAUAUAUUACCUGGACUAAAGUACUUACCGUGAAUUCGAGGGGCAAUUCACUUUUGUAAAGAAAAUACUAGAUUUCCACAAAACAAAACGACUUCUCAGGAUUUACCGAUUCCUACCAUAGAGUGAUUUGCUGUUCAGAUUUGGUCAGUUAAAAUCCGAAAUUUCAAAGGCCAAAUUUGGUUAUGGAAAUUGGUCAAAAUUGGCAUAAAUUAAAUUUUUUUUUGACAUUGAAGACCGGGACAAUACCAAUUUUGUGCGUAUCACCAGAUUUUUGGAAAUUGGGUCCCAGAUUUGAAAAUUUAUGCAGUUAUGUUGCGUUAAGGUAAAGCAAGGAAGAAGUCAAUCAAAACCAUCGCUUUCCCCCAGUGCAUGUUGAAUUUGAGAAUAAGAUUUUAUUAUUAAAAUUUGCUUCACAUAAUGCGAUUUCCGACAAAUUUUUUAGUAUAAGAUCAUAAAAAAUGUUCCCCUUUGGCGGCAACCAUGGUGUAACUUUAUUCUACCCUUGUCCUAAUCUACGGAUGUCAGGAGCGUUCACUGUAAGUAUGAAGAAACAAAGUCAAGAUAAAAAGUGUAUUUUAAAUUUCUUUCCAGCUAAGGCAAAAGUUUUGAAUAAAUCAAAUAUUUGAAUAAAUUUCAA